Messenger RNA from Penicillium olsonii, 1635 nucleotides. Lineage: Eukaryota; Fungi; Ascomycota; Eurotiomycetes; Eurotiales; Aspergillaceae. The record is from the annotation of a GenBank genome assembly.
AUGAGCCGCCCUUCGGCAAAGCUAUGCGUGGAGCGCUUCCCAAAUGCGCUCCGGGCGUCACGUAUCCGCCCCGCGCUGCGGACCACUCGGCAACAAUCCUAUACCACUGAGCGGAGCAUCACACCGCAAAGACCGCACCGAUCGAUGCCCCGAUGCGCCUCCGGGCGUAUGCCACAAUAUGCGCGACCGGAAGUACGAGGUCUUGCUACUGUCGCAGAAAGCGCAAGCAAAUCGGCCAGCUCCCCUCCGACAGAUGGACCGAUGAGGGAAUACGACGUGCGUGUGGAGGAGGGAAGGUUACGAGACGACGAGUAUCAGCGGGGUAUUAUUCAAGGGCUUCAAGACCUCUUCGAGGCCCUGAAAGACUACAACCCACCGAAAGUCGUCCAUCCGGACCCCCAAUCUUUGGACUUGCAAACAAAACCAGGGUUCUUCGGGUCACUCUUCGGAGGCGCGAAGAAGCCGGCGAAGUCGGUCGUUCCGGAGAACUUGCCGAAAGGUAUAUACAUGUACGGCGAUGUUGGGUGUGGAAAGACUAUGUUGAUGGACUUGUUCUUUGAUACGCUCCCUCCGAACAUCAAAGACAAGACCCGCAUCCAUUUCCACAAUUUCAUGCAGGAUGUUCAUAAGCGCAUGCACGUCGUGAAGAUGAAGUAUGGAAAUGACUUCGAUGCUCUGCCUAUGGUUGCGGCGGACAUCGCCGAGACCGCCGGCGUGCUUUGCUUUGAUGAGUUCCAGUGCACCGAUGUUGCCGACGCGAUGAUCUUGCGACGCCUCCUUGAAAUCCUCAUGUCUCACGGUGUGGUCCUGGUCACCACGUCCAAUCGCCACCCCGACGAACUAUACAAGAACGGCAUCCAGCGCGAAUCAUUCAUCCCAUGCAUUAACCUCCUCAAGACCGACCUGACUGUCAUCAAUCUCAACUCUCCCACGGAUUACCGCAAAAUCCCUCGUCCCCCAGCCGCCGUCUACCACCACCCUCUCGGCGAAGAUGCUGGACGCCACGCGCAGAAGUGGUUCGACUUCCUCGGUGAUCCCGUGAAUGACCCUCCCCACGCCGACACCCAGGUUGUCUGGGGCCGCGAGAUCAAAGUGCCCCGGGCCAGCGGCAAAGCCGCGCACUUCACCUUCCAAGAACUCAUCGGAAGCGCCACCGGUGCCGCCGAUUACCUAGAGCUCGUCCGACACUACGACGCAUUCAUCGUGACCGAGGUUCCGGGCAUGAACCACACGCAGCGCGAUCUCGCAAGACGCUUCAUCACCUUCAUUGAUGCAGUCUAUGAAAGCAGAGCCAAGCUGGUUCUCACUACCGAGGUCCCUCUCGCCAACCUCUUCAUCUCCGACGCAGACAUGAAGAAGUCCCUCCCCGAGGGCGAGCACUCGGAUCUCUCGGAUGCUAUGCGCAACCUCAUGGAUGAUCUUGGUAUGUCUGUGCAGGCACUCAAGAAUACCUCGAUCUUCAGUGGUGAUGAAGAGCGCUUUGCGUUUGCUCGUGCCCUCUCCCGUCUUUCGGAAAUGGGCAGUAAGGAGUGGGUUGAGCGAGGCCUGGGGCUUGGCAGUGACCCUCAGCAGAAUAAGGAGGAGGCCGAUGCCUGGAAGAAGACCCGGAGCCAUUGGAGUGAAGACAACAUGUAA